Messenger RNA from Paramecium pentaurelia, 841 nucleotides. NCBI's taxonomy places the organism in Eukaryota, Ciliophora, Oligohymenophorea, Peniculida, Parameciidae. The record is from the annotation of a GenBank genome assembly.
AUGAGCGAAGAGAUAAAUUCAUUUACUAGUAGUGUUUUAUCUGAUAAUCCAAUGAUGAGUGAAUAAGAUGCACAAUUAAUAGUUCAAAGUUAUAAUUCAACUAUUCGUAUAUUUAAGUAUAUAUAUUACAGAAUCACUUGUUAAAGAGAAUGAUGUUUUACAAAAGAAACUUGAUGAAUAUGUUCAAAAUGAAAAAGAAGAAGAGUAAAAAUUAUAAUAAACAAAACAGCAAUACGAAAAAUAAAUAACAAGAAUGGAAAAUCUAAAACAAUAAUAAUUGUAAAUAGAUUAGGAAAGAGAGUAAAUAUUUACUAAUUCAAUAUUUGAAUAAUAAAAAUAAUUGGCUCCAAAUGCAGUCAAUUAUUUGUAUGAGUUUCUACAUCAAGAUUAAAAACAGCCUUCUCAUACAAAUAUAAUUCAUAACUAAGGAAUGGACACUCAAAAUUCAUUAAUGCAAUUUGAUGAAGAUAUAUCUCCUAAAAUAGAAUAAAAUGAUCCUUAAUUAUUGAAAGAUUUACAUUAAUAGAAAGAAGAACUAGGAAAUUAAAAAAAUUAACUCAUUUCAUAAAUAUUAGAAUCAAUAGCCAAAUAUGCUGAAUUACAAUUAUAAAAAUGUUCUAAAAAAGAGUGCUAAUAAUGUCAUCUAUUAUACAAUCCAAGAACCAAUUAUAUAGUAUUAAUUUAUACAAAUUAUUAUAGGAUUCCUGUCUAUUUCAUAGUGGUAAAUUAAAAUUUUAUUCAUGUAAAAAAUGUGGAGCAGAUGAUUACUAUACUUGUUGUAAUAAAUGUAUUAGAUGUAGUGAAGGAUGUAAAACUAAUUUCCAUCAACCAAAACCAUGAU